Molecule: messenger RNA, 921 nt
Organism: Insectozyma verbasci
Lineage: Eukaryota; Fungi; Ascomycota; Pichiomycetes; Serinales; Debaryomycetaceae
Source: the annotation of a GenBank genome assembly
AUGGUCACAAUUGGUAAUGCUCAUGAAGAUCUAAUCCAUGAUGCUGUUUUAGAUUAUUAUGGUAAAAGAUUAGCUACUUGUUCAUCUGAUAAAACUAUUAAAAUAUUUGAUAUUGAAAAUAAUGGGAAUGGUAAUGAAAAUUAUAAAUUAACAACAACUUUAACUGGUCAUGAAGGUCCAAUUUGGCAAGUUGCUUGGGCACAUCCUAAAUUUGGUUCAAUAUUGGCUUCUUGUUCAUAUGAUGGUAAAGCUUUAAUUUGGAAACAACAACUUGAACAACCUCAACAAUGGUCAAUUAUAGCUGAACAUACAAUUCAUCAAGCUAGUGUUAAUUCAGUUAGUUGGGCACCACAAGAAUUAGGUGCCAUAUUAUUAUGUACUUCUUCAGAUGGUAAAGUUUCAAUAGUGGAAUUUAAUGAUGAUGGUACUACGUCACAUGUAAUAUUUAAUGCUCAUUCAAUAGGUGUAAAUUGUGCUUCAUGGGCACCAAUAACAAAUACAACAAUAAAUAAUCAAAAUAAGGAUCAAUUAAAAUUACAAAGAAGAUUUGUAACUUGUGGGUCUGAUAAUCUUGCUAAAAUUUGGAAAUAUGAUCCAACUAAUAACACAUAUAUAGAAGAAGCUAAAUUAGAAGGUCAUACUGACUGGGUUAGAGAUGUUGCUUGGUCGCCAUCUGUUUUAAUACGUUCAUAUAUUGCUACUGCUUCACAAGAUAGAGCAGUUUUAAUUUGGACUCAAGAUAAAGAUGGUAAAUGGCAAAAACAAUUGUUAACUGAUGAAAAAUUCCCAGAUGUAUGUUGGAGAUGUUCAUGGUCAUUAUCAGGAAAUAUAUUAGCUGUUUCUGGUGGUGAUAAUAAAAUCAGUUUAUGGAAAGAAAAUUUACAAGGAAAAUGGGAAUCUGCAGGAGAAGUAGAUCAAUAA